Parnassius apollo (apollo) is the source of this 972-nucleotide messenger RNA. Lineage: Eukaryota; Metazoa; Arthropoda; Insecta; Lepidoptera; Papilionidae. The record is from the annotation of a GenBank genome assembly.
AUGUCGAAAUGUCUUUGUAGGUCUGACCAACUUCCACCUCCGACACUACCGCACGCACUUGCGGAAACCAUAACUUUGGCCGCUUCUUCGCCAAUGUUAGAUCAUGAACCAGAUUCUGGGGUACGACCAUCGACGUCGCUGUUAUCAGCUGUACCCUUUGGUGCUGCUGAUGUACCACCGGCAGGUAGACUAAGGCUCCGAUAUAGGACCACAACCUUGGGCGGGGCCAUCAUGGGCAUUGUCGUCAAAGGCAGCAAUGUCAUAGGCAGGUUCGGUGCCCUCGCCGCCAUGCAGCAAGAUGACCUUUCAUCGUUUGUUACAGGCAGCGAAGCAAGCUCUGACGAAAGCGACGAAGAGGAGGAAUUGGCGCGUCCGUUCCUGCCUCGGACGGUCAUCAGUUUGAUGGACACAACGAUCGACAUCGAGCCUGGUGAUAAAGCCACCUCCUUCGCUCAUUCAACCACCACUGACUGGGAUAGGUUGCCUACCGCCGCCGCUGUACUUACCAGUGCCAUUGAUUUAAACUAUCUUAAAUAUUCAACGCCAGCCUACAUUCUUUAUAAGAUCAUCUAUCCACUUUGCAAGAGAUUUUUCAGCAAUGUUCGUAUGUUAGAGGUCUAUAUAGACGUUGUUAACAAAGGAGAAAAGGAUAAAGAAAAAAUAGACAAAGAAGUCAGUGGUGAGAUAAUAGGAUCGGAAGAAAAAAAGGAACAAGACAAAGGAUACGAGAUCAAUGGUGCGGCAUUUGAUUCAAUUAUAAUUCCUUUAGAUAAAGAUUUGUUAUUUGAUUUAAAUAAUAUUGAAGAAAUAUGUGAUAAUCUAGAAGUUUUGGACGAAACAGGUGUCAAUGUCGACUACAGCAAACAUAAAAUAACCAAUAGAAAGCGAAAUUGCAUUCAAGAAGAGAAGUGGAAAAUUAAAGCACAAAAGAUACCUAAAUUAAAUACAGAAAAGAAAAUAUUUUUCCAAUAA